Somion occarium is the source of this 1765-nucleotide messenger RNA. NCBI's taxonomy places the organism in Eukaryota, Fungi, Basidiomycota, Agaricomycetes, Polyporales, Cerrenaceae. The record is from the annotation of a GenBank genome assembly.
GCCUAUAAGUGCUUGCUUCGCUCAUGUUGGCUUCCACAUCCUGUCGGCACCUCCUUCAACGCCGUCCUCCUGCCUCUCGAGUAGUUACUCGUCAUGCCAAUGCCUUACGAGGGAAUCAACGCAGGACUUUUGUGUCUUCUGCAUUGCAGACCUUGUCCGAAGGCUUCCUAGACUUGGCAAUUGCGAUACCCUAUCCACAGUCGCUCCCGCCCUAUUCUGGAACUAUCAUUCUGGUUACUGUGGUUUCUCGUUUACUAUUCACAGUACCAUUCUCAAUAUGGGCAAAGAAACGUCAAUGGCGAGCCGAGGAUGUUGUUAUUCCUCAACUUCAAGAGGAAAAGCCGCGACUUUACAAGCAGGUCAUGGACAAUAUGCAUAAGGACCGCUUCCGAGGGAAUGAAGAUGAGGCACGGAUGGAGUUUGAGAAGAGACUGAGGCCCACACUAACAGGCAGACAAAAAGAGCUCUUCGCUCAGCAUCACUGCUCUCCAAAACCGACUAUGCUCAUACCCAUGGUUUCGCAGUUACCCCUCUUCGUCGGGACAUCUAUGCUUCUCUCAAGAAUGUCUCAAUACCCAACUGUCUUUGACUCGGAAUCAUUCCUGACCCUCACUUCUCUGUCUCAUUCCGAUCCGACGCUCACUCUGCCAAUAGUCUUGGGCUUAAUCACAUUGGCUAAUGUGGAGUCGUCGCGAUGGUUUAUUAGUACUGAAGCACUGGAACGAGAGCGUAAGGUCGCCAAAUGGACCGCCGAGAGGCGUGCCAAAGGACAUACGGUCGUUGAACCGAAGAAAAUAUUGCAAUCUUCGAUGAGGUUAUUAUCCGUUGCGCGUAUUCUCAUCGCUGCUAUGGUUCCCGGUAGCAUUCAACUUUACUGGAUCACUUCCGCUACUUUUGGUUUGCUCCAAACCUGGGUGUUGGAUUACUGGGAUUCCAGACGCCCGCGAGUCGUUCGUGCCGCAGAAUUGAAAAUGGAGAAUCGCACUCCGACGUCGCCGGUCAAGUUUAACGCGCCGAAGAGACAGGGUCCACGAGUCUAAGAAUGGAAUUAAUACUAGUGAGUGUGCGUCUGACCUGUCCGUUUCGCUCGGAUGAAAAUAAAACGUGGUUGGAGGGAACCUUGUUCAAUGCAUCAUGCAGUACAAUGGAUGCCCAGUGACCUUUCCUUGAUCUAAUAUGACGAGCAUUCAAGUAGUCAUGAUUAGUUGCACGAGCUAACUAUCUAUUGCAGGCUGCUCCCGCCAAGCUUGAAAUAUUCAAAUAUAUGUGAAUAACAUAAUAUUACGGAUCAUUUUCUCUGUCUGUCCGUCUGCCUGUCUCGACUGUCCACAUAGCGUCCGAUUCCCAAAUGCCAUGCGAUGCGUGGUACUAGGAGAGAUAUUCCUGUGGAUAUGGUUACCCACAAAGUUCCCGAAUUCCUCCAUGCCCUAAUAUUCCAUCUGUCGUCUCCCAACGCCCACAAUGUGACUGAAAGAUGAAGGAUGUCUCCGAUCAAAAGCGGUGUGAGUAAGGCUGAAACGACCUUUUCUUGGAUAGCUGGUUGUCCAAAUAGGUAUCUGCGAGCCGUCCAAAGCACAAAGCAGUUGAUGAGGCCGAGGAGCCCGACCACGCUGGCCAACUGCAUGGUAGUGAUAAGAGUCGGUAACGGUAGAGUGUUUGCAGUCGACUGUUCCGUCUGCCAUGGUGCUUGUUGGUCGUGGGCCUAUAGUGUUGUCAGUCCCUCCAGUAGUGGAUAUGUAAUGGAGAGAAACUGGCCUCCUUUGGG